AUGUUGUCUAAAAAAAAUAAGGAAUUAAGAUCUAUACGAGAAGGCGUUGUUGGAAAAUAUAUGAAAAAAGAAACUCCUCCCGAACUGCCUAUAAUCAAUGUAUGGAGCACGGAACCCUUAAAGAAAAAAGGACAACAUCCAGCCUCGUCGAAAUCUACUCAAGCUAUUGUUAACUCGAAUUCUCAAUCUGGAGGUUUUUCAUUUGGAAAAAAUGGUAAAUUCACUCCGAACAAUUCACUUCCGGAUUUAACUCAAAGAUUAAGCAACUUAAAUACUGGUAGUGAUAUACAAAGAAGCCGUUUUUCAAAUUCCAUCGGUGCUGUUGGUACGAAUUUCAAUUGCAAUCCCUACAUUAAUCACUAUGUGCCCAACCAGUACGAUUUAGAAUGUAAUCGUCCACAAACAUCUGGAUCGUCGUAUAUACUUAACGUUAGCGAAGUUCCCGACAGAAGGAGAUAUGACCAGCAGGAACAAGAAAGUAACUUUCAUCACGUCGACAAUUAUCAACUCAUUACGUCAAUGCAAAUGUACGAAGACCAAGUUUUACCACCUGGACUUUCUCACUCUACACACGAAUUACAAUCUUUAAAAGAUGACGGUGCUAGGGGAUUAAGCGAUUCUGCAGAAGAACUUCCUCUUCCUCCCGGAUGGUCUGUUGAUUUAACUCUUCGUGGUAGAAAGUAUUACAUCGAUCAUAAUACAAAAACCACUCAUUGGAGUCAUCCGUUGGAAAAAGAAGGAUUGCCAACCGGUUGGGAAAGAAUCGAAUCACCGGAAUAUGGCACUUACUACGUUAAUCACGUCACCAGACAAGCUCAAUACGAACAUCCUUGCGCUCCUCAAUAUGUUUACCGGCAACCUAGACCCCCUCCUAGAAUUUUACCCCAUCACACGCAUUUUCACCCUCACAGCGUACUUGUACCAGCCAAUCCUUAUUUGAGCCAAGAAAUUCCACACUGGCUUGUGGUUUUUUCAAGAGCAUCCCCGGAAACCGAUCACAAAUUACGUUGGGAAAUGUUUAGGCUUCCGGAAUUGGAUUGUUUUAAUGCAAUGUUAACUAGAUUGUAUAGAAAAGAAUUGGAAGAAAUAGUCAUGCGCUACGAAACGUAUAGAUCCAUAUUGGUGUGUGAAAUGGAUAGACAUAUUGAAGCGGCAACUCAACAAGCCAGAAACAUGAAUAAAAACUUAGAACCUUGCAAUGAAAAUCAAAUAUCUCAAACCAUAGAGACCAAGGUUUAA
Messenger RNA from Pediculus humanus corporis (human body louse), 1239 nucleotides. RefSeq lists its product as uncharacterized. The transcript has a single exon. Bases 1 to 1239 code for a protein of 412 amino acids. Gene Ontology annotation, molecular function: protein binding; molecular adaptor activity. The record is from RefSeq and is a predicted model, not a curated record. NCBI's taxonomy places the organism in Eukaryota, Metazoa, Arthropoda, Insecta, Psocodea, Pediculidae. Gene Ontology annotation, biological process: apoptotic process; regulation of cell population proliferation; hippo signaling.